UCUCCUUUUCAUCGGCCGGCACCUUCGUUCUUAUUUCGGAAAUUUUGACACCUUCCAUUCAAGACUCAAACUCUGUUAGUAUAUAUACCCCCCUCAACUCUCGAUACAGUUCACCACACUCACAAUAAUGUUUCAAACAACCGUUGCAUUCACCGGAGAUCCACUCGUGUUGUUUUCAAGUACACCGAGCACGUCGCCAGAGUUUGAACAUCUCACCGGAGACAUCGUCGGAGCCGUACGGGAUCUUUCGUGGUUUCGCGGCGAAGGUGUUAACCAUCUUCGCGAGUCCAGAUCACUCAGGUUGAAUCGGGUUGGAUAAGGUCCUAGUGCGAAGAAUCGAUGCGGUGUUUUUUUUUUUUUUUACGUAUUCGGUAACCUUCUGAUCCUUUGGUUUCGUUUUGGAUACUUGUUCGACGCUAACAUUUUAUCGAACACCCUCAACCAGCCGCCGCCUCCGGAACAUGUACUUUGGUCGUUCGCCGCACCCGGAGUCGAGACGAGGAGCUUCGUCAGUAACUAAACCGAAUCCCGCACACAUCUUCGGUUGAUGGAUGAAGUGAUCAAGAAAACAAGUUAGGAUGAACCUAGAAACCCAUCUAGAAUAACAAUGUUUUCAACUAUUUUUUGAUACGAUGUUUGAAUCUUGUAUGACAUUUUAGCAUUUAUGAAAUUUGCUUAAAUCUAUAUUGUCACAUUUAGUGUUAUGUUGUUUUGAGCAAUUUGUUCGUCUCAUCCCGAUGUUUCCGCCAUCGGUUGGGGUGUGUGACAUUCAAGAACAACAAGAUGGAAGAAUUUUGUGAUGAAAGAGGUAUACUGCAGGAGUUUAGUGCUCCGUACACUCCGCAGCUGAAUGGAGUCGCAGAACGCAAAAAUAGGACGCUAAUCGAAACGGCCAGAACAAUGCUUGCUGAUUCAAAGCUACCGAUAAAUUUUUGGGCAGAAGUUGUUUCCGCCGCAUGCUAUACGCUCAACAGAGUUCUCACUGUUAAGAAGUUCAACAAAACAUGCUUUGAGUUGAUCAAUAACCGCAAACCUAAUCUGAAGUAUCUUGAACCGUUCGGGUCACCCUGUACUGUUCUAUAACCUUUUGGAAAGUUUGGUCCGAAGUGCAUUGAGGGUAUAUUUGUUGGUUAUGCAAGUCAUUUACUACAUGUCUUCGUUCCAAGUGAGAAGCGGAUUAUUGAAGCUCCAAAUGUUGAAUGUCAAGGUAAUACAAUGCCGCCGCAGAAUCCUGGAGAUUCAUGGUGUUAUCAUUACGACAAGUUGUGGGAUUCGUUUGACAAGAUGGAAGAACCAGAAGAAGAAGAAGAUUUCUUUGAUGAGUUGGAUAUUUUGCGAGAGUACGAGUCUUCACAGGAAAGGUUCCCAGCUGAGUAUUUUACACGACCACGACAAACUUCAAAUGACGAUGAAGCAGGUCCAAGCAAUGCUGGUGAACACGAUGAUGUCCAACAAAAUGAAGUUGCUCAAGAUAAUCAGUCGGAACAGAAUGAUAAUCAAGAAUCUGAGAAUAUGCCGAUAUUUGAUCGUGGUGAUUCAGAUUCUGAGGGGGAGCAAAUUCAGGGUUCAAGUCAAACAAACACAAUUAGUGAACAAGGUGCAAAUCAGAAUGUUACUAAUCUGGAAGGCGAUGUAGAUGUUCCAAGCGAAGUAAUGCCACGAACUCUUUCAUACUAUCCAGAGGAGCUGAUCAUUGGAGAAUUGCAAUCAGGCGUUCGCACGAGACGUCAAAUUGACCAGGGCCUUACAUGUUUUUAUUCUAUAGUAGCACCUUUACAAACUGAUUUUUCAUUAAGUUGUUUUAUUUCACAGAUCGAACCGCGAACUUACAAAGAGGCGCUUACUGAAGAUUCUUGGGUCAAUGCGAUGCUAGAAUGUGACAAUUGUGCUCUUUAAUCGAUAAACAAUGCAAAACAAUGUUAGUUAUCAAUAAAUCAAUGUGUUUUGGUGU
Molecule: messenger RNA, 1951 nt
Organism: Helianthus annuus (common sunflower)
Lineage: Eukaryota; Viridiplantae; Streptophyta; Magnoliopsida; Asterales; Asteraceae
Exons: 2
Coding region: 1216-1896 (226 amino acids)
Source: RefSeq, a predicted model, not a curated record